ACACAGCAGCGUGUGGGGCAGCGAACGCCGCAUGGUAUGGAUACGAAGAGCCGGAGCAGGCGCGAACGGGCUCCUGUGUGGUCGGACAGAGAACAGCUUCAAAGAACUGCACUGCCGUCGUCAGUUGCUUCUUCUUCUUCUGGCGGCACAUCUCGCCGCAACUACAACAGUUGUCCAGCACGUGCCAAGCAUGAUCGCCGGCUAUCUUGGAGCAGCGUCCCGACGCGAGCACCACUGUGGCUGGCCGUGAAGUAUGUUCUUUCGUUGCUGUGUGUGAUGGUGGGAGUUCUACGGGUGGUGUCAGCAGCUGGGGAUGCGUUGGUUGAUAUUCGGCCGGAUUGGAAAAGCCUGGACGAUGCCUCCGGAGCUACCGUUGGGGAAGUCUUUCGAAGCAGCGAGGUUCUUCAAAUGUACCAUCUGCAGGCCACUGCUCAGCUUUACGAGCAAGGAGGCCUUAACCAUGACAUGUCGUUCUUCCUGACGGGUGUGGCGUUUUACAGCGUGGAGAGGCCCGACGUGAAGGUGUCUAUUGCCUACCACCCUACCAACAUGACGAUAUCCUUGCUGCCCGUUAUAUCGGAGGAUGGCCGGGAGUUGCGGUGGGACCAUCAGGCGGCGUCCGUGAGCUAUGUGAUGGGCGUUGACCAGGCGUACUGGAAUGCCGGCUCGUAUAUGGGGGAGACAACAGGCGCGUUUUUCAGCUACGCUGUUGAGUUCAGCCUUGAGCACCACCGGCUGCACCCCCGGUACCAGCCGUUCAGCGUUUACGAGGACUACCCAGGCAGCGCCGGAGAGGCCGGGGCUUUGGACCAAGAGGCGGGGGAGCCCGAGGAUGAGGGGACGGAAGUGCCCGGGGUAGCCAGCGUCGACGAGGCGGAGGCAACCGGUGCGCCGCUGUCCACGGUUUCCCCGACGGAAAUGGCGGUGCAGACGCACGCCCCCGCAGCAGAGCCGACAGACGAGUGGCAGGAAGUGGUGGGGUAUUACCAGUCGCUGCAGCUGUGCCUGCAAGAGCGCAAGUUCAGCUUCGUCACAUCCUUGAAAGACUUCGUUCGGUACUUCGACUGCCUGGACGACGUGGCGUUUAUCGCCAUCGGUCCUCACGAGUACUACAAGGUGAACAUCACGUCAACAAAGCUGGACCACAUAUCACUGCCCGAGGAGCUGCCGGAAGUGAAACGGCGAUAUGAGAGCUUCACGCAAGUGGACACCGCGCUCGCGGUUUGGAUCUUGAUGAUCAUCGCGUGCGGUAUUCACGGGGUACUCUGGCAAGCGGCUGUGAUCCAGCACUGGCUCAAGUCGUACGGCAACGCGCAGGUGGAGGAGGAGCCCUUGGACGGGUCGGAUGAUUCCGCGGAGCCCCAGAGGCCCCCGUCCCUCACCCGGAAGAUAACGACGGAGUACCUGCGAGUGGGGCAGCUACUUCUCGGCAAGGCCGAGGACGACUUUCUGGAGCUCUCGCCCUCCUCUGCUCCGGCCAAAGAUGCCACUGCUGCUUGUUCUGGUGCAGCUGCGAGUGAGGGGGGUCCCGGCGACGCGGACUCUUCGGGGGGGGGCAGCAGCAACGGGCUGCCGCGGCGGCAACGAUCGCCGAAGCGCGGCGGCGCGUUCCGCAACGGGGCCCCCCAGCGAGAUCGCGACGAUGGCGGGGGUGCUGGGGGCUCCAGGCGAAGGCAAGGGCCCGCCAGAGGAGGACGAGGAGGAGGCGCAGCAGAGGAGGAGACGGGUUUAGAGAUGCGGGACACAUCGGGACAGCCGAAAGGCGGACGGUGGGAGGACGAGGAGGAGGGCGAGGACGAGGAGGAGGGAGAGGAUGGUACGUUUGUCGGGAGCGCCGGUGGUGCUGGCCGGCAUCGAGCAGGCGCCGAAAAUAUCCCCCCGUCAUCGCCGUCGUCGUCGACAUCCUCCCUGCCCCAGGGCAUCAUGGCCCACGAAAGGGGGGUCCGCGUGUGGAGUGGUGCCGGCCGGGCGUAUGGCAGCGGGGGCGGGGAGAGGUGGAUAGGGUUCGCGGGGUCACCUCGAAAUAGUCGGCCACCGGUACCGACGGCAUGGGACGACGACCGCGGUACUACUACCACAGCCGCCGGUGCGGGGGAGGAUGAGGUCCUGGGCAACAGCAACGGCAGUUCGGAACGUGAACCUCUGGCGGCUAGCUCGCCGUCGGCGAUGGAGAGCGGCCGCAGGAAGGGCAAUAGAAACGGGAGUAGAAGUCGAAGUAGAAGCACCAGCCCCGAGGUGUUCCGUGUUGCGAAGCAGGACGAUAGUAGUAGCGGGGGCGAGGAAUCCGCGACGUUUUUCAAAGAGGAGGAUCGGUAACAGGCCUCGGACGCGUGCCUUGUGGCUCUGCUGUGGGAUUUUCGCCGGCCACGCCAGUCCGGUCGUCUCCAGGCAGCGUUUGUAGUAUACUCGUAUUGUAACAAUAAAGUAGGAUGGUGUUGUCUUUCUUUACAUGUCGUUUUUGACAGGACGCUUUGGCUGGGCACUCUUCUUGUUGUGUUGCUCUCUUUUCUCCGACUCUUUGCGUGACACUCUCAUCACCGGGCGUGCUUAGAAAGGCUCGGUUCCUCCGUCAAAUGGGCGGGUCGGGUUGACCGCACUACAACCGUAUUCAGACACCGGCGU
Ectocarpus siliculosus is the source of this 2622-nucleotide messenger RNA. The record is from the annotation of a GenBank genome assembly. Lineage: Eukaryota; Phaeophyceae; Ectocarpales; Ectocarpaceae.